UAAGUAGGAGAGGACUUGAAGGCCCACAACAACAGCAAGCGAUGGCUUCCCUCCUCGUCCGAGGCGUGGAACAGGUUAGUGGUCAAUCCCGGCUGAAGGCAGAUGUAAUUGAAGAAGAUACACAGGACUGGCAGAACAGCCCUUCCUUUACUGGACUGGAAAGAAUUGGAGGAGUAGACCUGUCUUACGUCAAGGGAGAUGACAGAAGUGCUUGUGCUUCUCUAGUGGUGCUCAGCUACCCAGACCUUGAGGUACUGUAUGAAGACUGUCAUAUGGUGGAUGUGAGUGCCCCUUAUGUGGCUGGUUUCCUAGCCUUCAGAGAAGCUCCUUUCCUGGUGGAAGCAGUGCAGCGGUUAGAGGAGCAAGCACCUAUCCUUAGGCCUCAGGUCCUUCUUGUAGAUGGAAAUGGCAUACUCCACCACAGAGGGUUUGGCAUUGCCUGCCAUCUCGGUCUGCUGACAGGUCUUCCCUGUAUUGGAGUAGCAAAAAAUCUCCUACAAGUGGAUGGUCUGUCCAACAAUGAUUUACAUAAGGAACAAAUUCGAGAACUACAGGCAGGAGGAGAUACCUUUCCUCUGUUAAGCACUUCAGGGAGAAUCUUGGGUAUGGUGAGUACCUAGUUAUGGGGUGAGGGAGUGGAGAGCCAAUGGGAAAAAUAGAAAGCAGUGAGCAUUGUCAAAGUUACCACACUGAUAAAAAGGUGAUCCUGACUAGUUUGCUUCCAGAGUCUAGCCCCCAGAUGUUCAAGACCACAGAUACUACUCUUGCUAUUAGCUAAAUUGAUUCUGGGACUUCUAAGAGCUGAAGUCUAAACCAUCUGGAGGGCCAAUGAUUCCCCAACUUGGGUCUAUGCAGUCCUCAGUUUUGGCAUGAGUUAGCUCCUGAGCUGGACUCUUGUUUCCAUUUCUUCCAUAAGUAAUGAUAGUUUGUGCCUCAGCAUAGCACUGGAGAAGCCUCCCCAUCUUCUUGCACCCAGGGGAGUACCCAGUUGAAUGUGAAUGGAGUGUCCAAGGUUCUCAGAAGGCUCUGCUCAUAGGAGAGAGUGAAUCUGGUGGCAGGGGAAUUUUAAAAAAGAGCAUAGCCAUCAAUGUGUAGCAAAUGUAAUUUUAGCACAAGUGAUUGGCAUUGCUAGUUGUGUGGAAACACACAUGUCUACAUGGGCAAAUGCAUACAAAGUGUACACAGUGGUGACAGCAAAUGCUGAGCUCACACUGUCUGAAGAUGUCCUUCUAGAAAUAUCCACCAGGCAUCCUUUUGCCCCCAGCAACACUGCCAUCACUGCACUUUGGCAGCAGCUGCCCUCCAUAUCCAGUCAUUCCUACCAAUCUGUAGUAUGUAUGUAUGUAUGUAUGGUAUCUAUACCCCGCCCUUCAGCCCUAAAGGCUAUCAGAGCAGCUUACAAUUAUUAUUUUUAAUUAGACGGUUCCCUGCCCUCAGGCUCAGCUGCUUCUACUGUCCCAUGACCUCUGAUGUCACCCUUUUUCUACAGCUUUCAGACAGGCUGUUCCCCAAAUUCAGCUCCUUGCAUUUUGACUUGUCUGUUGUUUGAAUGUUAUUGUAAAUGUGAAUGAAUAAACAAAUAGCUGCCCUGGCCCACCUUCUUUCCACAUCUCCUCUACUUCUUUUUCAUUUGUUUUGCUACUCAAUACCAUACUGUUAUAGUGCUGUUAUUCCACUUUAACCUCAA
This is a messenger RNA of Sceloporus undulatus (fence lizard), 1687 nucleotides long. RefSeq names its product endonuclease V (gene ENDOV). Gene Ontology annotation, biological process: DNA repair. The record is from RefSeq and is a predicted model, not a curated record. Bases 42 to 620 code for a protein of 192 amino acids. NCBI's taxonomy places the organism in Eukaryota, Metazoa, Chordata, Lepidosauria, Squamata, Phrynosomatidae. The transcript has 6 exons. Gene Ontology annotation, molecular function: RNA endonuclease activity producing 5'-phosphomonoesters, hydrolytic mechanism; single-stranded RNA binding. Gene Ontology annotation, cellular component: cytoplasm; nucleolus.